Messenger RNA from Eriocheir sinensis (Chinese mitten crab), 1143 nucleotides. Its product is annotated as glutamate receptor U1-like. Lineage: Eukaryota; Metazoa; Arthropoda; Malacostraca; Decapoda; Varunidae. The record is from RefSeq and is a predicted model, not a curated record. Gene Ontology annotation, molecular function: glutamate-gated receptor activity. The coding region runs from base 1 to 1143 and encodes 380 amino acids. Gene Ontology annotation, cellular component: membrane. The transcript is spliced from 7 exons.
AUGUCUGGCGGAGACUACACGAUCCGGGAGCCGGAGGACUGCCUGUGGGGUCUUGAGGCCAGCGGCGGCAACUGGACAGGCAUCGUAGGGACUCUUCAGUAUGAAAAGGCCGACUUCUCCAUGGACCUCACCCUGACGCCCCAGAGAGCAGCGAUAGUGGAGUACGGGAGGGUGUACAUCGGGGAAGAAAUGGCCAUCUUGUCCCUGAAGCCAAGGCCACUACCCGAGUACUUAGCUUUGUUCAGGCCCUUAGAAGGCACUGUCUGGGUCUCCAUGGUGGCCGGCGUCAUGGUGUGGAGCCUAACACUCUGGGCCUUGCUCAGGAUCAUACAAACUGGCGCGGAGAAGCACCCGAUGAAGCUCACGCGGGCACUUUUCUACGGCUGGGGGCUGCUGCUCGAGGACACGCCCUAUGACCCGCCCGACAGCGUCACAGGACAGAUGUAUUUUUUAACACUGAUGCUCGGAGUGUGGCUCCUCGUGUGUCUGGUGCUGAGGACCUCGUACACCUCCUCGCUGACCUCCCACCUCGUGGUGCAAGGCGAGUCUUCCGCUAUAAAUGACAUGGAGACGCUGGUCAGACUACACGGGGAAGAAGGACGGCAGUGGGGCACGCAAAUUUUCUCUGGAGCAUUCAACAUUUUCCUGAGUAGCGGCUCAAACCCAGUCUACCACACCAUGAAGACACACAUGCAGUUAUGUCAUAUUUCUACUUGCCAGAGUGUGCCGAACGACGAAGCCCUCCAAAAGGUUCUUGGUGACGGCUUUUCGUUUUUCCGUAACUAUUACAUUAUGAGGAUCUUGGUGGAGACCUUCUAUGCCAGGCAAGCUGCAAGCGUCAAGCCUUUCCACAUCGGAACGACGAAGUAUCCACUCUUUGUUGGCAACGCUUGGUCCUUCAGACGCGGCGCCCCCUACAAGGUCCGCCUCGACGCCGCCGUUCAACGCUUGCUGGACGCCGGGCUGGUCGCCUUCUGGAUGAACGACGUCAUCACGCAACACCUGCGGGAGAUACGCCGAGAAAGCCACGCGGACGCCAGCACGGCCAUGGCGACCUCCACCCCGGCAACCUUCUACAUCCUGUGCCUCGGCUACGCGGCGGCGGCGUGCUCCUUCCUCGUGGAGCAAGUGCCGCUCCGCUAG